AUGGGUCUCUACCGCGUCCGCGUGUCCACCGGAUCCUCGCUCUGCGCCGGCUCCAAAAACUGGGUGCAGCUCUGGCUGGUCGACCAGCACGGGGAGGCGGCGCUCGGGUCGUGCCUGUGGCCGGCGCGGGGCCAGGAGAGGGAAUUCAAGGUGGACGUGCCGGAGUACCUGGGGCCGCUGCUGUUCGUGAAGCUGUGCAAAAGGCAUCUCCUUCAGAGUGACGCCUGGUUCUGCAACUGGAUCUCCGUGCAGGGACCGGGGGCCAGUGGGGAUGAGUUCAGAUUCCCAUGCUACCGCUGGGUGGUGGGCGACGACAUCCUGAGCCUGCCCGAGGGCACUGGCCGCACGGUGGUCGAUGACCCUCAAGACCUGUUCAAGAAACACAGGGAGGCGGAGCUGGCAGAGAGAAGGAAGCAGUACCGGUGGGGUAACUGGAAGGAAGGGUUGAUUCUGGGUAUCGCCGGGGCCAAUCUACGUGACCUCCCUGUAGAUGAACGAUUUCUGGAGGACAAAAGAAUUGACUUUGAGGCUUCGCUGGCCAAGGGGCUGGCAGACCUAGCUAUCAAAGACGCUUUAAAUGUUCUGACUAGCUGGAACAGUCUGGAUGACUUCAACAGGAUUUUCUGGUGUGGCCAGAGCAAGCUGGCUGGUCAAGUGGUGUGGGACUCCUGGAAGGAGGACGCUUUAUUUGGGUACCAGUUUCUCAACGGCACCAAUCCCAUGUUGCUGAGGCGCUCUGUGCGCCUUCCUGCCCCCCUCGAGUUCCCUCCAGGGAUGGAGGAGCUGCAGGCCCAGCUGGAGAAGGAGCUCCAGGCAGGCACACUGUUUGAAGCUGACUUCUCGCUGCUGGAUGGGAUCAAGGCCAACGUCAUCCUGUGUAGCCAGCAGUACCUGGCCGCCCCUCUGGUUAUGCUCAGACUGCACUCUGACGGGAAGCUCUUGCCCACGGUCAUCCAGCUCGAGCUGCCACGCAAGGGAUCCCCCCCGCCACCGCUUUUCCUGCCCACGGAUCCCCUGAUGGCCUGGCUCCUGGCCAAAUGCUGGGUCCGCAGCUCCGACUUCCAGCUUCACGAGCUGCAUUCUCAUCUCCUGAGGGGACACUUGAUGGCUGAAGUCAUCGCCGUGGCCACCAUGAGGUGCCUUCCAUCCAUACAUCCCAUCUUCAAGCUCCUCAUCCCCCACCUGCGAUACACCAUGGAAAUCAACAUCCGGGCCAGGACUGGGCUGGUCUCUGACUUUGGAGUUUUUGACCAGGUGGUGAGCACAGGUGGCAGCGGCCACGUGGAGCUGCUCAAGCGAGCGGGAGCCUUUCUAACGUAUAGCUCGUUCUGUCCCCCGGAUGACCUGGCUGACCAAGGCCUCCUGGGAGUCAAGUCUUCUUUCUAUGCCGAAGAUGCCCUGGGGCUCUGGAAAAUCAUCUCUCGCUACGUGGCGGGAAUUGUGAGUCUCCACUAUGAGACGGACGAGUCUGUGAAAGAGGACCUUGAGCUGCAGACCUGGUGUCGGGAGAUCACUGAGGUUGGGCUGCUGGGGGCCCAGGACCGAGGGUUUCCCGUCUCCUUACAGUCCAAGCACCAGCUUUGCCACUUCGUGACUAUGUGCAUCUUCACCUGCACUGGCCAGCACUCCUCCAAUCACCUGGGCCAGCUGGACUGGUACGCUUGGGUCCCUAACGCGCCCUGCACGAUGCGGCUGCCCCCGCCAACCACCAAGGAUGUGACACUGGAGGUGGUGAUGGCAACACUGCCCAACUUUCAUCAGGCUUCUCUCCAGAUGUCCAUCACCUGGCAACUGGGCAGACGCCAGCCCAUUAUGGUGGCUCUGGGUCAGCAUGAGGAGGAGUAUUUUUCAGGCCCUGAGCCCAAGGCUGUGCUGAAGAAGUUUAGGGAGGAGCUGGCUGCCCUGGAUAAGGACAUUGAGAUCCGGAACGCAAAGCUGGACUUGCCCUAUGAAUACCUGCGGCCCAGCCUGGUGGAAAACAGUGUGGCCAUAUGAGCACCCCCAGCCUUUGGCUGCUUCAGUCCCCUUCCAGCCAAGCCACACCCACCGCUUAGUGCU
Vicugna pacos (alpaca) is the source of this 2058-nucleotide messenger RNA. RefSeq names its product arachidonate 15-lipoxygenase (gene ALOX15). Gene Ontology annotation, molecular function: iron ion binding; protein binding; oxidoreductase activity, acting on single donors with incorporation of molecular oxygen, incorporation of two atoms of oxygen. Gene Ontology annotation, biological process: lipid oxidation. The record is from RefSeq and is a predicted model, not a curated record. NCBI's taxonomy places the organism in Eukaryota, Metazoa, Chordata, Mammalia, Artiodactyla, Camelidae.